GUGUCCUCUUGUGUGUCCAAACAGAAACAGCUGGGGGCGACACAGAGUGAAAUUUGGAGGAGACUUGAAGAGAAAGAGAAGAAACUGAGAGAGACGAGAAGGACAGUGGAGGAGAUGAAGUUUUCUGUGAAACAAAAGAUGGAGGAAUAUGACAAGAGUUUCACUGUUCUGAUUCACUGCAUUAAGAAAGCCCAUAAGACACUGACUGAGAAGAUCAGUGAACAAGAAAAGAUUGAAAUGGAGAAGGCUGAAGGAGUCACAGAGCAACUGGAGAAGGAGAUUGAGGAGCUGAAGAGGAGAGAAGCUGAGCUGAAGGAGCUUUCAGAGACCAAUGACCAUCUCCACUUCCUACAGACUUUCUCAUCUUGCUGUGUCCUUCCUGCUGAUGGAGACUCACUGAGCUUCACUGUUAAGGCUGACUUUUCUUCUGAGGACCUGCUAAAGGAGCUGUCAUGUCUGAAAAAGAGGCUGGAGAAGAUCAGCCAGUGGGACAUCCUGACAUGGACUCCACCAGGCCGUGAAGCUCCAAUCUUCACCCUACAGCCUCCUGAACCUCAGAGAAGACAAGAGUUUUUACAAUACUUCUGUCCCAUCACACUGGAUAUCAACACGGCACACAGAGAGCUCCGUCUGUCUGAAGGGAACAAGAAGGUGAGAUAUGAGGAGACAUGGUCUGAAUAUCCUGAUCAUCCUGACAGAUUUGACCACUGGACUCAGGUUCUGUGCAGAGAGGCUCUGACUGGAACUCGCUGUUACUGGGAGGUGACGUGCAGAGGAUACUUCAUGGAGAUUGGAGUUGCAUAUAAAGGACUGAGCAGGAAAGGAGAGGGAGAUGACUGCAGCCUUGGAUGCAAUAACAAGUCCUGGUGUUUGCGGUGGUCUCAUUCUCAGUACUUUGUGUUUCACAAUAACAAGUGGACAGCAAUCAGCGCCCCCUACAGCCCCAGAAUAGGUGUGUAUCUGGAUUGGCCUGCUGGCUCUUUGUCAUUUUAUAGCGUCUCACACACAAUGACCCUCCUGCACAGGUUCAACACCUCCUUCACUGAGCCCCUGUAUCCAGGGUUUUAUCUUAAUGAUUACUCCAGUAUAACAAUCAGCCACUGACCACUGACCAGAACCAUCCACCAGUCACUUGAUGUCCCCACAAGCUAAGGUCUUCUUUGUAUUUGUAGUUUGGGGUCAAAAUUAAUUUUACAAAUGGGUAGGUUUGGGGGCAGCACCUCUGUGAUUUAAUUUGUGGAUGAGAAUGCAGCCGAGUGCAGCUGUCUGGGUCUCCAUUAUUAUUGGGUUUGAGUAGCCAAUCAGAUGUUUGUGUCAUAAUGAGGGGCGGAGACACCUCAGACAUACAAAUACCAGUCUGAACAGCAUGGGUCACUGUUGAUUCACAGCCACAUGUCCUUCAGGCUGACACCCCAACAACUACUGAGGCCCCCAAGUGUCACUGAAUGUCACCUGUUAAGUAGGACAGGCAUGUGGUCCUGCUGGAUCAGCACAACUGAAAGGCGCUAUACAGACUCAGUAUGGAGAGCUCUUGAAUAGUGACUAUAUGUAGGAGCAGAGAGUGACAGAUGGGACUGGAGUGUUGUCCACUCACCAGACAUUUUGUGACCCCCCAUUGGUCACUCAAAGGGUCCUUCACUUCAGAAUGAAUUCACUGUGAAUGUCUGAAGACAAGGACUCACCGGUCAGUCAGAUGUCAGCCAUACUGACAGUUUGGUGUUUUCGUUAAUGUCACAUUAAACUUUAAACUGCACCUCCUACUUGUCACCAGAUUUGUCACUCUUGGUACCCUGAAAGCUCCAGCAUCUUCACAAAAUUAAUUCUUGGUCAGUUGGCACACACUUGACAUGGGUGCACAUGUGUGGCUUUGCAGUGGACUGGCACCUCGUCCAGGGUUGGCCCACCAUGUCCACAAACCUAAAAUUGAAAACGGAUAAGGAAGACAACGAAUGGACAGAAGGGGUCACUGAUUGGUCAGUCGCCAAACUACUGCCUCUUGUGGCCACUCUAAAUUUUACACAGCAAUUUAUACUAAAAGGAAAUCUAAAAGAUAAAAGCAGAAAGCAUUUAGUGAAAUCCUGAGCAGUGAAACAUGAAAGGAGAGAAUGAGAAACAAUCAGAGAGUCAGACGAAUGGAGACUUUAACAGGAGGACUGAGGGGUGGGACUGAAGUGCAGUGGCGCCCUCUAGUGGACACCCGCCAUAUUACACACAUGGGAAAGGUCAGCAGUGAAGGGGGGAGAACAGAAUACAGUGCAGUGGAAAAGAAAUAAGAAUAAAGUAAAAACACAAGAAUAAAACACCUGAAAUAAAGAACUUUGAAUAUUAUAUCUAAAACUAAUUAAGAUUUAAAUGAAUUAAGAGCAAAAUAAGGGUGACACAUCACACAGUCACAUGACCUUCAGAGCUGACAGGUGAGCUGAUUCUUCUGUAGCCAAACUGCCCCCUCUAGUGGCCACUCUCAAUAUUAAAUGAAUGGCAAGGCUGAGGGAGAGGAAAGAUUUUGGUUUGAUUAAAUGGAUAUUUAGUGCAGAUUUCUUAAUAUUGUCAUUAGCUUUAAGGACAGUGUAGCCUUGUUAGGUAAUGGAAGAUUCUCUAUGGGAAAAGAACAUUUAUUUGAAUUAAUCUUUUUAAUAAUCUUUAUGUAUUUACAAAAUUUCUAAUCUAAUAAUUGUUUACAUUUUGUAUAAUAAACUCCCAAUGGUGUUUGUUGAAUAAACAAUAAGGAUGACUGA
This is a messenger RNA of Polypterus senegalus (gray bichir), 2735 nucleotides long. Its product is annotated as tripartite motif-containing protein 16-like. Gene Ontology annotation, molecular function: protein binding. NCBI's taxonomy places the organism in Eukaryota, Metazoa, Chordata, Cladistia, Polypteriformes, Polypteridae. Bases 115 to 1104 code for a protein of 329 amino acids. The transcript has 5 exons. The record is from RefSeq and is a predicted model, not a curated record.